AUGGGCUUCAUUGACAACUGUGUAGUCAGCAAAGUGUUUGUCGUAGGCGCUGCUUGGGCCUCCAGUGAUGAAACCCGCCUGGUUAAGACCCUCUUCACGGGCUACAACAAGGUCGUUCGUCCCGUCAAUCACUUCAGGGACCCGGUGGUCGUUACGGUUGGCCUUCAGCUCAUUCAGCUCAUCAGCGUGGACGAGGUCAACCAGAUCGUCAGCAGCAACGUGAGACUGAAACAGCAAUGGAAGGAUGUGAACUUGCAGUGGGACCCAGAGGAAUAUGGUGGCAUCACAAAGAUCAGAGUCCCGUCUACUGACAUUUGGCGGCCUGAUCUGGUUCUUUACAAUAAUGCUGACGGUGACUUUGCUAUCGUUCACGAGACAAAAGUGCUGCUGGAGCACACUGGCAUGAUCACGUGGAAUCCCCCUGCCAUCUUUAAGAGCUACUGUGAGAUCAUUGUGCUGCAUUUCCCAUUUGAUCUCCAGAACUGCACGAUGAAGCUGGGUACCUGGACUUACGAUGGCAACUUGGUCGUCGUCAAUCCGGACACCGACCGCCCUGACCUCAGUAACUUCAUGGAGAGCGGAGAGUGGGUGAUGAAGGAUUAUCGCGGCUGGAAGCACUGGGUGUACUAUUCCUGCUGCCCAGAUACCCCGUACCUGGACAUCACCUACCACUUCCUGAUGCUGCGCCUGCCCCUCUACUUCAUCGUCAAUGUUAUCAUCCCCUGCAUGCUUUUCUCCUUCCUAACUGGCCUGGUCUUCUAUCUUCCUACGGAUUCUGGUGAGAAGAUGACUCUCAGCAUCUCCGUUUUGCUAUCCCUGACUGUCUUCCUGCUGGUCAUCGUGGAGCUGAUCCCUUCCACCUCCAGUGCUGUACCGCUCAUCGGAAAGUACAUGCUCUUCACCAUGGUCUUCGUCAUUGCCUCCAUCAUCAUUACCGUCAUUGUCAUCAACACCCACCACCGGUCGCCCAGCACUCACACCAUGCCUGACUGGGUCCGCAAGAUUUUCAUCCAAACCAUCCCGAACAUCAUGUUCUUUUCAACAAUGAAGCGGCCAAGCAAGGAAAAGCAGAGCAAAAGCCACUACAACGCCGACUAUGACGUCUCCGACAUCUCUGGCAAGCCCACCCCUGCUACCAUGACCUACCAGUCGCCCAUUACCAAGAAUCCUGACGUGCGCAGUGCCAUCGAAGGGGUCAAGUACAUUGCAGAAACCAUGAGAUCAGAUGAGGAAUCCAAUAAUGCUGCGGAAGAGUGGAAGUUUGUUGCCAUGGUGUUGGAUCACAUCCUGCUGUGCGUGUUCAUGGCAGUGUGUCUCAUUGGCACAUUAGCAGUGUUUGCAGGUCGUCUGAUUGAGCUGAGCAGGCUCUAG
Messenger RNA from Lampris incognitus (smalleye Pacific opah), 1371 nucleotides. RefSeq names its product acetylcholine receptor subunit alpha. The coding region runs from base 1 to 1371 and encodes 456 amino acids. The record is from RefSeq and is a predicted model, not a curated record. Gene Ontology annotation, molecular function: acetylcholine-gated monoatomic cation-selective channel activity; transmembrane signaling receptor activity. NCBI's taxonomy places the organism in Eukaryota, Metazoa, Chordata, Actinopteri, Lampriformes, Lampridae. Gene Ontology annotation, biological process: monoatomic ion transmembrane transport; signal transduction; regulation of membrane potential. The transcript has 10 exons. Gene Ontology annotation, cellular component: neuron projection; postsynaptic membrane; synapse.